This is a messenger RNA of Botrytis cinerea B05.10, 1548 nucleotides long. RefSeq lists its product as hypothetical. The record is from RefSeq and is a predicted model, not a curated record. NCBI's taxonomy places the organism in Eukaryota, Fungi, Ascomycota, Leotiomycetes, Helotiales, Sclerotiniaceae. The transcript has a single exon. Bases 306 to 1178 code for a protein of 290 amino acids.
GCAAUCAGCUAUGCCAAUUGGGCUUUUAGGCCCUGGAUGGCUCGAUUCGCUCGCGAGGCUGCAGGUGAUUGAUUCACUGCCCUAACUGUGCCUCAAUCACUACCAUAAUCCGUGCUGUGCUCUGCCCUAUAUAAGAUCCUCUUACGCACCUUCAUCUCAGCCGUUUACUCCUCUGCUUACAUCGUUCAGAGAUCACAUCUCAUCUAAUUCAACCAUCAAACUUGUCUUGAACAUCAUCAAACAAGAUCAAAUCUGACGAUAAAUUUUGAGUAAGAGAACAACUCAAGUAAAUCAAUUCAACCACAAUGUCAAACCAGGACUUUUAUGGUGGUGGAAACCAAAACCCCUACCCACCACAUCAGCCAUACGGUGCUGCCCCACCUCAACCAUAUCCUCAACAACCUCAAUACUCUCAGGACAACAGCGCCUAUCCUCCUGCCCCAAAUUAUUCACAAAACCCCUACCCACCACAGAACCUUCAACCACCAUAUGGCGCACCCGGUCCUUCUCCAGCACACUCUCCAAGUCCCUACGGAGUUCCUCCCCAGCAAUCUCCCUAUGGACAAAAUCCCUACCCUCCUCCAAACGAUCCAUACGGAAACCAACAACUAAACGCCUAUAGUGAUAACCGUGGCUACUCCCCCGCGCCCGCUCCUUAUGGUGCACCCGCUCCCUACGGUGGCGCACCUGCACCAACCUACCAUGAGCCCGGCGCUAAUCUCCCACCUCCAGAACUCGAUGCCAACGGACAACCCGUUGAAGGCGAUCGUGGACUUGUAUCUAUGGGACUCGGCGCCGCUGGAGGUUGGGGUGUUGCUUCUCAAACCGGUCGCGGCACAAUGGGAAAACUCUUGUAUGCAGCUGGUGGAAUGAUCGCCGGACAGUUAAUCGGAAACAAAGUGAAGAAGUUUAGAAAGGAUCACAACAACCGAGAUGUAGAAUACUAUGAGGAUGCGCAAACUGGACGGGAAUGUUCACCGCCAAGAGACGGCGAUGGAUCACAUUCGCAUCAUGGUGGGUAUAGGGAUGAAAAGUACAGUGGGCAUGGAGGAUAUGAAGAGGAUAGACAUUCGAGACAUCAUGACCAUGGACAUGGGCAUCACGGGCACGAACACAGAAGUCAUUCAAGGCAUUCUAGUCAUUCUCAUAGGAGACAUCAUGAUGAUGAUCGGUAUUAAGGGUUGACUAGUAGUGGAGCGAGGUGCGAACGGAUAAAGUGCGAAUGAUGCAUGACGCCGAGAAGUAUUGAAUGGAGUGACGAGGCACCGAAUAUGAAACGGGAGGAAUGGGGCAAGAGGAUCGCCUCUGUGAAAUGGUUAUAAUCGGAUAUUCCGACAACUGGAUUUUGAAUCAUGGCAGGAUUUGGCGUUGGACAUGCUAUUUUAUGUUACGAAGAUGGGACGAAUGUACGCCGAUGUUUCGACGAGUUUAUUUCAGAUAGUUAGCACUUCGGCACGAUGUGAUGCGAGGUAUGAUGGAUAAAUACAAUCCGAUUUUUCAAUAUUGAGUUCUAUGCCAUAUGAUGUUCUGUUUCUUGUUCAAUAUCUA